AGCCCCAGAAGAAGGGAGGGAACGGGGCAGCGAGCGCUGGAGAGCAGCAUGGAGCCCUUGGCCGACAGGCUCGCGACCGCGGCUGCACGGGGUCGGGCCGAAGAGGUGCGGGCGCUGCUCGCGGCAGGGGCGCAGCCCAAUGCGCCGAACCGCCUGGGUCGGAGCCCGAUUCAGGUCAUGAUGAUGGGCAGCGCCCGCGUGGCCGAGCUGCUGCUGCUCCACGGCGCGGACCCCAACUGCGCGGAUCCCGCCACCCUCACCCGACCUGUGCACGACGCCGCCCGGGAGGGGUUCCUGGACACGCUGGUGGUGCUGCACCGAGCCGGGGCGCGGCUGGAUGUGCGCGAUGCCUGGGGCCGCCUGCCCGUGGACCUGGCUGAGGAGCGGGGCCACCGCGACAUAGUCCGGUACCUUCGCGCAGCCACGGGGGGCACCGGCACUGGUAGCCACACCGGUACAGACGGUGCAGAAGGUGUCGCAGACAGCCGGACUUAAAGAAUCAUUGAGAUCUGAAGACACCUCAAUAUGGUUUUGAUCUUCCGUCACCCAAGAGAAAUAAGCCCAUCCCACCCAACUCUUCCCUGCUUUCUUAGUUGCCAUAUAUCAAAUAGCGCUUUUUAAAUCUGCCUUCCCCUUCCCCUAAAUUUACAUUUGUAUUUCCAUUUAUACAUUGUUAUAAAAGCUAAAAAGCAA
This is a messenger RNA of Herpailurus yagouaroundi (jaguarundi), 693 nucleotides long. RefSeq names its product cyclin-dependent kinase inhibitor 2A-like. Bases 49 to 495 code for a protein of 148 amino acids. Gene Ontology annotation, molecular function: protein kinase binding; cyclin-dependent protein serine/threonine kinase inhibitor activity. Gene Ontology annotation, biological process: regulation of cyclin-dependent protein serine/threonine kinase activity; negative regulation of cell population proliferation; regulation of G1/S transition of mitotic cell cycle. The transcript is spliced from 3 exons. Gene Ontology annotation, cellular component: nucleus; cytoplasm. NCBI's taxonomy places the organism in Eukaryota, Metazoa, Chordata, Mammalia, Carnivora, Felidae. The record is from RefSeq and is a predicted model, not a curated record.